Messenger RNA from Leishmania major strain Friedlin, 579 nucleotides. RefSeq lists its product as hypothetical. The record is from RefSeq and is a predicted model, not a curated record. The transcript has a single exon. Bases 1 to 579 code for a protein of 192 amino acids. NCBI's taxonomy places the organism in Eukaryota, Euglenozoa, Kinetoplastea, Trypanosomatida, Trypanosomatidae.
AUGUCGUCACCGUACUCGCCGCCGACAGCUGCCGUCACGGACAACUCGCAAGACGAUGCCUUUCUCGAGAAGGACCUGGCACUACUGAUGGCGGCGCUGCGGCUCAACAACAGCGAUGACUGGGCUGGAAAGCCGCAGCAGGAGACAUUCCGUGUGUACGAGACGGUGCCGCCUGCGGUUACGCCCCAGCCUUCCUCCUGCAGCGCGGAUGUGGGUGACGCAGCACGAGGCUCAUCGCCGCACAACUCUGAUAAGAGCGAUGCCAGCAGCGACUCUCUAAACGCCCUCAUGGCUGACUACGUGCAUGCGGUGCGGGCCCUGCAUGCCUUCGAUGCACGAACGGCAGCCGACGGCAUCCGUGAGAGCGUCACUGCAGAGGCAGGUCACACGGGAGGUGGAGUGGUGGACGCGGAGGCGGAAGCAACGACGCCUUGUAAGGCAGCAGCCGAUGAUGGCAGCUGCUCGGCAGCCAACACCAAAUGCGCUGAUGCGGCCGCACCGGUCGACAUGGCAGAGCCGCUGGCGGUGCUGGAUCCCCUGCCAUGUCUAACGAUAGAUGCACAAGGAGAAGAGAGCUGA